AUGGCUGACUUUGCCGAGAAUACCUUCUGCUCGCUGUGCGGUGUGCUUAUCGAACCCCACGAUGGUACUCCUGUCAACGAGGAUAACAGCCUGCCUUGGAAUUCAGAGGUGCGUGCAAUCAGGACUCGACAAUCCUAUCAGGAUCCAUUCGUGACAGGUAUUGGGUAUCUCAACUUCCAUCGUGAAGUCAUUGCCGACUUACGAACGGACGUUGCACAUACGGCCUCCAAUGUAGAACUCCAGGCACAUGAGCUUGGUCAAGGUCCACACCGUUAUUGGUGUUUUCCCGUCCAUGAAGCCUGCUGGCAGCUCCUUUACUAUCGUGUUGAAUCCUGGAAGCGUAAUAUCACUUCUGAUACUAUCGCUCGCCAUCUAUUUGCUAUUCUAUACAACACCCCAACAGAUGGCGCCCGGCUGCUGCUUCCUGGGCAUGAUUAUGGUGGCGCAGCAAUAUUCCAGGGCCCGUCGAGAACUCCUGUUGUCUCAGAGAUUUACAACUCUAAGCUGUUCUAUAUCAACCAUGACCCAAAUGACUGGUUCGAUUUCGAUCUGGCCCAGAACGGAGAAGUCGAACAUCCCUCUGGUACAGGUUGCUGCGAAAAGCACUGGCCCUCUUCUCCCGAUUUGUCCUUACUUUCCCUCGAAUCGUUUGCGCUAGACCUAUCAACUCUAAAGCUAUCCGAUAAUGACGAGACUAAAGACAUUUUUCGGGAUCUGCCCAGCGAAAUCAUUAUGCUAAUACUUUGUUAUUUACCAACCACUUCCGUCUCCAGCUUACGUCUUGUUUCUCCCUCCGUGGCUAGGGCAUCACGGCCACAACUGUUACCUCAAUCAUUCUGGUCAAGUCGUUUCUCGCUUAACCAUGAGAUGGAAUUUGCCUUUGCUAGCAGGAGCAAAAUUCUACCUCCUGAGCCCAUCAAUUGGCGCCGACUAUACAUAGCGGCCAGAACGAUGAUCAAAGAUCCUAACACUUAUCCAGGCUUUCAGAACCGACAAAGAAUCUGGAAAGCCCUCGUUCAUGUCCUGCCAGCUCUCGAACUACGUAUCAAGAAUGAGAAUGACAUAGCCACGACACCAUACAAGGAUGACAUGGGCAUAUCCUCGUUUGAUCGAUCUUCCGUGGUAUCCGGCGAACUGACUUUCCAAUACCCAAAAUCGUCACUCCGAGACAACGGUGCAAGUACAGAGCUCGACGCUGGCUGCCGUUUGUUCGAGAAGCAGCAGUUGGACUGGACCAAAGCAGCAGCAACACAAUCUAUGGUACUGGGUGUUUCACUUCUACGCCACGAUGGAAGAACCUACAUCAGUGGGUUUCGGCUCCUUCCAGCAGGAGAAAAUUGCGAACGAAAUGAACUGGACAGAGCUGGCCUGAUUAACACAAAGAAUGAACAAUUACUGACAUUGGGUAUAUCAAGUACCCUAAAAGCCGUAAGAGUACGCGUCGUCCCUCAGGGCAUUAUUGGCUUAUGCCUCGUUCUGGAAAAUCCCAGUGGCGUUGAUUCUCACUGCUUCGGAGAUUUCGGUCUUGCAGACCCUGAAAGCGGUGUUGCUGAACUUCAAUCGGGAGCACAGUUGCACUCCUGCACAUUCAUCGUUGGUCUUGAUGCAUGCAAAUUAGUGUCAUUGCAACUGGCCAGGGUUCACCCAAAAGGAAUUUCAAGCAUCCGAUCGCUUCCUGACCUAAAACAUACAGGAAGAAAUGCAGAUGAAAUGGCGGAGAUAUGGAGCCCAGUGGUGCCUACAACAUCACCAAGCUGGCGCUCCCCCCGCCCAUUCCCACCACAGACCUUUAACAGGUGCCUUCAUGUGGACUUUGGGGGUCCCAACGGCACGCUACUGAAAACUCUCGUCAUGAUCAACGUCUUCAUGGGCGAGUUCCCACAUGUUUUCCUCGGUUUCUCUUUCAUAUACUGCGAUGGCAGUGAGCGUCUCUUUGGACAUAGAAGCUAUCAAAUACGAUCCGCGCGUAGUUACCCUUGUGUCGUUCAGUCAUUUUCGAUAGCGGGGGGAAAGGGUGAGGUUCUUCAGGAGAUAUGGACGAGCUAUUCCAGGAAAAACGACACCAUUCAAGCUGUUUGCUUCCGGACAAACUUCAAUCGCUCGAGAGAAUUUCGUUUGUUUGGUACGGAAGCAUACGAUGGUGAGUGUACAGUCAAUUCUAUGAUUGCACCUUUGGGAGAAAGUAUUUCGGGGUUCUCUGUCAAGCUUAAAUCGCCACAUGAUCAAAUUCGGGACCUGGUUGUAGACCUGUGUACAGUUUCACAUGCUCCGAGUGAGGAAAACACAACGGGCAUCUCUGAUAUCUUCUCGGUAUCGCCAUUUCACCUUGGUUCUGCGCAGGAACUAUUGGCAUAUAUCGGAGGUUUUGCUUUCAGAACAGCUGAUCUGGCCGGACUUCGACGAAUACGUUUUUCGGGUGGUAUCGAGGGAUGUUCGCGUGGCCCUGAGCACAUGACAGGUCUUCAACUAGAAUAUACUGAGGACGAAGCUCCACAUAUUAUUGGUCAGUGGCUUAACGGGCUUGUCUCAUUUGAGCUCGAGCCAGACGAGCGCUUGGUUGAGAUCACCACGUGGCAUGGAAUUGUUAACCGGUUCAGCCGUGUCAAGUUUGGGCCUCUGACCAGAAUAGAGUUCGUCACCUCAAAGGGCAGGCGCUUGAUAAACACACAACAUAAACGCCACGAGGAUCUCGUCUGUCUAAAAUACCGAGAAAACCCUUACGAAAAACUCGACACCAUUGUGUGGGGAUGUAACUUUCAAUGGGAUCAUGUUCGAGUCCUCUCCACGCCAAAACCUGAGAGACAGACGAAGAGGUUGAUUUUGAGCCCCACUGCUCGCGAGACACCACAAUGGACUGUGAGAGAGAAGAUCUUCCUCGAAGAGCAAGAUUCAAAUGGUAAUGCCGACUCGGUAGAGUUUAUCACCAUCACGUUCAAAUCGCUUAGCGACGAGCCUUCAGGGCUCAGCUUCAUGUAUCGCUCAGGAAAGACGCAGGUAAUCGGCAGCGAAGGGGAGCGGCCGUGCAGGCAAGAGCUGCAGGAGGGCGAGAAGCUGACACGGAUGGAUGUCGGCAUUCUCAGGGCCAACAGACUCGGUUCCAUUGCUUUCCACACGGACAAGAACAGAGAACUGACCUUCGCGCCGGAGAGCCGACCUGUACCGGCUAAAAGAACGGUACCUUCACGUGUGCGACCUAUUAAUAUGGUCCAAAAGGUCGAGACCCAUCUCCUGCGACGAGAAACCAGCCCGGGAGCUGCUGAAGAAAGCCUCAAUCACUCGUACAAUGUACCAGAGUCGGCCGGCGAUUUCGUCGGCUUGUGGGCCGUCCCGGCCAGGAAAGAUGGGACUUUGAAAUACCCAUUAUUCGGCCCCAUAUUUGAAACUGAUAUUUCCACGUGA
Messenger RNA from Truncatella angustata, 3399 nucleotides. RefSeq lists its product as uncharacterized. Gene Ontology annotation, molecular function: protein binding. Lineage: Eukaryota; Fungi; Ascomycota; Sordariomycetes; Amphisphaeriales; Sporocadaceae. Bases 1 to 3399 code for a protein of 1132 amino acids. The record is from RefSeq and is a predicted model, not a curated record. The transcript is spliced from 4 exons.